This is a messenger RNA of Clunio marinus, 252 nucleotides long. The record is from the annotation of a GenBank genome assembly. NCBI's taxonomy places the organism in Eukaryota, Metazoa, Arthropoda, Insecta, Diptera, Chironomidae.
AUGAACAACAUCAAAGACAGGCCUGGCUAUCAUCGGUCAGUUUGCGUUGAAGGACUAGGUAGCAAACCACAAGUUCACAUUGAGGACAAUUUGAACAACCUUUUCUGUUUCAUUACGCUGCAUCAUCCCAUGACAGCAAUUUUAGAUCGGAGACGUUUUUUCCCUAGAAGUCCAUCCACUUCAUCAAAUGAAAUGAUUUUAAAGCAUGAGAAUGUUUUUUGGCAUUCAAAAGAUUAUCUUUUUAAUGCUUAA